GAGUCAAUUUUUUUGACUGCAUACUAAUCAGAGUCAAUAGCAACGGCGAAUUUAGCAGAAGAAUAAACAGGACCUUGUAAUUUUGUCUGAUACCCGUGUGUGCUACGUAUCCACCUUCUUCCCCGCAACUGCAUACACGUUUAUUAUUACCACUUAUACUCUUAACAACUCUUCAUUCAUAACAUAACAAACUCAUCAUCAUCGUUGACACAUAACUAACCACCUUCUCAAUCUCAUCAUGGCAACUGCGACACGUGUGACUCACUGCGAACUCCGGCCACCGAAACAAACCUCCCGAAUUCGCCCCGAAAAAUCCGGUCCGGUUCAAUUAUCCAUCCCUAAACCCAAACCGGCCGAGUCAGAAAGCGCGAACUCAAACAUCGUUCUACAACCACGGUUAUGCACUCUCAGAUCCUACGCUUCCGAUCCAGUCGCCGCCGUUAUCAAAACUCGUAAAGAAGACACUCAAGUUUCCGAUGACGUCUCCUCCUUCUUCGCCACACUUUCUCAAUACAUCGAAAGUUCUAAGAAAAGUCAGGAUUUCGAAAUCAUCUCCGGUCGUCUCGCUAUGAUGGUGUUUGCAGCGACGGUGACGGUGGAGAUAGUGACAGGAAAUUCGGUGUUCAGGAAGAUGGAUAUAACAGGAAUAACGGAGGCUGGUGGAAUUUGUUUGGGAGCGGUUACUUUCGCGGCUUUGUUUGCUUGGUUCUCAAGUGCACGAAACAGAGUGGAUCGAAUCUUCACCGUUAGCUACAACUCCUUCAUUGAUUCUUUAAUUGAUCAAAUCGUCGAUGGUUUGUUCUAUGAUGAGACCGAUUCCAUCGAUGAACUCUGAUUCAUGCACUGAUACAUGAAUCACUAGUUAUAUAUACAUAUUUUGACUAUAUAUAGGAUAGAACAGAAAAAUGUAAUGUUGUUGGUAAUGUAUGAUAAAAAUGAAUAUGAUAGAUAUGAGGAUUUAAUAUUGAACCACGAUUUAAUAUUCUCUUAAACAUAUUCAUAUAUUGUAAGAGUGUGAUUAGAUCCUAUACAAAGAUUUUGAGAUUAUUAUUAAAAUCUUCUAUUGUUCAAUUUCAUUAUUUGAGAUAUUGUUUUAUAAUCUCUAUUUA
Molecule: messenger RNA, 1109 nt
Organism: Trifolium pratense (red clover)
Lineage: Eukaryota; Viridiplantae; Streptophyta; Magnoliopsida; Fabales; Fabaceae
Product: stress enhanced protein 2, chloroplastic
Exons: 2
Coding region: 239-835 (198 amino acids)
Biological process (GO): cellular response to high light intensity
Source: RefSeq, a predicted model, not a curated record